AUGGCGAGCGCGACGGAAGCGCAGGUCCGCGAGGCGUGCGCGGCGCUCCUCCCCGGGCUCGAUCUCGAGGCUGUCACGGAGAGGCAGGUCGUGCACAUGGUCGAAGCGCGCCUCGGCGUGCUCCUCGGAGAGAAAGGAUCGGACCUGAGAAACGCGGUGCAAGGCGCGAUCGACGCGUUCCUGCUCGCCGCGCCGGACGACAAGGCGGCGGCCGCGGCGGGAGGCGGCGGCGGCGCGGCGGCGGCGGCGGCGGCGGCGGGCGCGGUCCCGCCGAACGCGCGGAAGCGCUCGCGGCCGGCGUCCGCGAAAGGCUUCGUCGUGGACGACGAGGAGGAGGAGGACGACGGCGAGUGGAACGGCGACGACGAACCGGAGUGGGACGGCGAAGAGACGGACGAGGGCGAGGACGACGCUCCGGAGAAGCCGAAGAAGGCGAAGACGAAGGAGGAGCGGAUGAACGCGGCGAGGGACAAGUGGGCCGCGCCCGCGCCCGUCGCGACGGCGGCGACGGCGACGGCGACGACGGCGACGACGACGAUGACCGCGACGACGACGACGACGACAGCUGGCGCCGACGCGAGACCGUCGAGCUCGGCGGUCGACGAGUCGAAGCUCCUCGUCGCGCUGUCGCUCCAACCGGACGGAUCCACCGCGAAAGAGCUCGCGAGUUUCCUGAAGCUCGACAAGUCCGCGGUGAACGGCGCGCUGUACCGGCUGCAGAGCGCGGGGAAAGCGUCGAAGACGGAGACGGGCGGCGCGCCGACGUGGAGGUCGAACUCCGCCGCCCCUCCCGCCGCCCCCGCGCCGGUUGACGUUCCGUCUUCCGCGCCCGCGCCCACCGCCGCGGCGCCCCCCCCGUCGUCGAUCUCCCCGCCGGAUAAGGACGCCGUCGACGGGCAGAUAUGCGCGCUGUCGAGGCAGAAGCGGCUCGUCGUCGGCGAGUACCGCGGACGCAAAAACGUGAGCCUGCGCGAGUACUACGAAAAAGACGGCAAGUGGCUUCCCGGGAAGAAGGGCAUCUCGCUCGCGCCGGAGCAGUGGAGCAUCCUGCGGGAUAGCAUUCAGGGCGUGAACGCGCGCGUCGCCGCGGUGAGCGACGGUUCGUAUCCCCAGGGCGGGGACGAGUGCGUCGUGAAGUUGAACCCAAACGGAAGUCGAAGGGUCACGGUGGGGACGUUUCGAAACGCGACGAUGGUCGGCGUGAGGGAGUUUUACGAGAAGGACGGGAAGUGGCUGCCGGGGAUGAAAGGGAUCUCGAUGCCGACGGAGCAGUGGGAGCAGGUCGUGAAGCACGCGGGGAAGGUGGACGAGGCCCUGGGGGGCGCGUGA
This is a messenger RNA of Micromonas pusilla CCMP1545, 1329 nucleotides long. RefSeq names its product transcriptional coactivator p15. The coding region runs from base 1 to 1329 and encodes 442 amino acids. The transcript has a single exon. Gene Ontology annotation, molecular function: RNA binding; double-stranded RNA adenosine deaminase activity; transcription coactivator activity. The record is from RefSeq and is a predicted model, not a curated record. NCBI's taxonomy places the organism in Eukaryota, Viridiplantae, Chlorophyta, Mamiellophyceae, Mamiellales, Mamiellaceae. Gene Ontology annotation, biological process: positive regulation of transcription initiation by RNA polymerase II.